GCGGCCCCCUCCGACCCAAGCAACGACCCCACGCGGGGGUCGCCGCCUCAACACCCACCAUAUAUAAACCUCCCCACGCGCACCGCAACCCCACGAACGGAUCACCCGAUCAACUACACGAACACGAUGGACUUGCAUCCCCUCACCCCCGACCAGCUCGCCCAAGCAGCCACCACCUGCCUCCACCUCCAAGCCACCGCGCAAGACAUCCACCGUAAACGGCCCUUCGUCGCCCUCCUCCUCGGCCCCGACAACACCACCGUGCUCCUCUCAUCCAACUCGCUCUCCCACGUCCGCCACGCCGAGUGCGAACUCGCCCGCAACGCCGCCGACAACUUCGACGCCGCCUACCUCGCCGCCUGCACCCUCGUCUCCACCUGGGAGCCGUGCGCCAUGUGCGCCGCCACCAUCUACUGGGCCCACAUCGGCCGUCUGGUCUACCUGGCGUCCGAGGCGGCCCUGCGCGACAUCGUGGGCCCGGCAAAUCCGGAGAACCUCACCAUGACGCUCGACUGUCGCGUGGUGUUUGCGGCGGGUCAGACGGACACGGAGGUCAUUGGUCCGGUGCCGGAGUGGGAGGGCCGUGUUGUACAGGAUGCACGCCGGUUCUGGGAUUCGCAUCGGAAUCCUCAGUAGACUCGAUGAAGGAGGACUGUCAGGCGUCUACUUUCCCGCAUAGAGCGGGAAAGCGCAGAUCUCCAUGUAGUCCUGGUACGCGCUCUCGUUCUCUUCAAUGUAGUGGAUAAUGAAUCCC
This is a messenger RNA of Aspergillus candidus, 754 nucleotides long. RefSeq names its product nucleoside deaminase. The coding region runs from base 127 to 636 and encodes 169 amino acids. The record is from RefSeq and is a predicted model, not a curated record. The transcript has a single exon. Gene Ontology annotation, molecular function: guanosine deaminase activity. Lineage: Eukaryota; Fungi; Ascomycota; Eurotiomycetes; Eurotiales; Aspergillaceae. Gene Ontology annotation, biological process: purine nucleoside catabolic process.